AUGAUGAGUAACUUGAUAUAUACUAAAAGAAAGCCUAAAGUUACUUUUUCAUCUGUUUCAAGGAAUGCCCGGAGGGCGUUGUUCAAGAAGAUUCAUUCAAAGACAUUUAUGCAAAGUUUUUUCCACACGGAAAUUCUAGCCUUUAUGCUCACUACGUAUUCAAAGCUUUCGACGUUAACUGCAAUGGGGCCAUCAGCUUCAGGAAGAAUAAAAAAGUGUAAUUGCUGUCUCGUAUUUCAGGAUCUACUUGUUACUCUCUCGACGCUACUGCGAGGUAGCAUUUACGAGAAACUUAGGUGGACAUUCAAGCUUUACGAUAUUAAUGGUGACGGAUGUAUAACCAGAGGCGAGCUGGGAGAAGUUGUUACGGCUGUGCAUGAACUUAUGGGCCGCAAACAUCCUGCGGAAGAAGAGCGUAAAGCUAAAGAACAGUUAGAUAGAGUCUUUGAAAAACUCGAUCUUAAUCAUGAUGGUGUAAUUACGAUAGAGGAGUUCAUCGAAAGCUGCCUUAGAUUCACAAGUCACGGCAGUUAUAUAGUGACUGCAAGGUUGCUAGACGAAGUGAUCACACGAUCUCUCGCAAUGUUUGACUGUGACUUCUGA
Messenger RNA from Cotesia congregata, 603 nucleotides. The record is from the annotation of a GenBank genome assembly. NCBI's taxonomy places the organism in Eukaryota, Metazoa, Arthropoda, Insecta, Hymenoptera, Braconidae.